This is a messenger RNA of Nothoprocta perdicaria, 1483 nucleotides long. It is a transcript of the gene GNG4, whose product is annotated as G protein subunit gamma 4. Gene Ontology annotation, cellular component: heterotrimeric G-protein complex. The coding region runs from base 688 to 912 and encodes 74 amino acids. Gene Ontology annotation, molecular function: G-protein beta-subunit binding. NCBI's taxonomy places the organism in Eukaryota, Metazoa, Chordata, Aves, Tinamiformes, Tinamidae. Gene Ontology annotation, biological process: G protein-coupled receptor signaling pathway. The record is from RefSeq and is a predicted model, not a curated record. The transcript has 5 exons.
GCGUCCUGAGAGCCGGGAUUGCCUGUGCCCGAGGUGCGCGUCCCUGACGGAUCCCGCCUCGGUAGCUACUGGUGGCUGCUCUGGAGGGAAUGUUAAACUAUCCUCGGUUGCUGUAAGAACCAGGAAAGCGGCUUCCCUUCCUUCUGAGGACUUUGGGUGAUGGAGGCAUAAAUCUGAGUGCCCAGCUGCUGCUGGCGGCUGUUAUUGAUGUGCUGCACAGCAAACCGAUUAAGGUAGCGCAGGGAAACAGAAAACUCGGAAUAACGACCCGGAAAACACUUCUGUCCCGUGGAAAAUAAAGUGCCGAGCUUCUUGGAGGCGUUUUUUUCCUACCUUCUGUACGUUACAAUUUGGGUACAUUUAAAGCAGUAUUUAACUGGAAUGAUCAUUUUUCAYUGCAUAUUUCAUUAAAAGAAGUGCAUAGCUGUCUUUUGAGCUUAGCAGASGGAAGAAAAACAGUAAGUUAGGUCCUGUCUUCUUGUCUCGGACCUUCUGGAUCCCAGAUCUACUGGAGGCUAAAGCCAUCUGCGCACGUACCCGCCCAUAGUUUGGUUUGAAAGCAGGAGCAAUCUCACUGCCAGCACUUAACCUGUGAUGGGGCCUUGUCUGCUGUGCAAAUGCAGUUUGCAAGGAGCGAAAGGAGCCAGGGGUACCUCGGCCUUGCUUUGACCCUUCUAGGAAAACAGAAUGAAGGAGCUAAUGUCCAACAGUACAACCAGUAUAUCCCAAGCGAGGAAAGCUGUGGAGCAAUUAAAAAUGGAAGCCUACAUGGAUAGGAUGAAGGUAUCCAAGGCUGCUGCUGAUUUACUGGCAUACUGCGAUGCUCACAUUGGAGAGGAUCCCCUUAUUAUUCCAGUGCCUGCAUCUGAAAAUCCCUUUCGGGAGAAGAAACUCUUUUGUACUAUCCUUUGAGUCCGUUUGCAGUUAAUGUGUCUUUUGUUAAAAUUUGUUACCAGGGAUGCAUGCUAUAACUCCUUGCAUUUUUUCUUCAGUUAUCAAUAAUUAACCCAUAAUUACAGUAUUUUAGGAGGUAGUGCAUUUUACGGUAAAUAACAUUGACUCCUAACAAAUUGAAGGCCAAUUAACAAAUUAAAUUUCAGUGCUUCAGAAAGAUUCAUUUGGCCGUAAUGAAAGUAUUAAGUACAUUAUCAAAUUGUAGAUUUCUUUGCCAGUCAUAGAUUUUYCUGAGACCUAAAUGAGUCAUACAGACGCCGAAACUGUUUUUAACAUUCGCAUUUUCUUUGGAAGGGAAAUUUAAUUUAUUUGCUUCAUUUGCUAUACMAAUUUAUUUUAAAAGAGUAGUGUGACCUUUCCUCAAGUAGCUCUCUUUAGGAAGGAAAUGACAGCGAUUUACGAUGUUUGUAAUAAUCAGCCCUCUGCAGUAUAUGAUAUUUACAAAUGUGUUUAGUGAAUGCUAUAAUAAACUUGACUACAAAAACAGUCUUAGUAAAGCAACAUUGUAACAGUAGACAAAAUAAAGAUG